Messenger RNA from Colossoma macropomum (tambaqui), 1117 nucleotides. RefSeq names its product lysophosphatidic acid receptor 3-like. Lineage: Eukaryota; Metazoa; Chordata; Actinopteri; Characiformes; Serrasalmidae. Gene Ontology annotation, cellular component: membrane. The coding region runs from base 1 to 963 and encodes 320 amino acids. The record is from RefSeq and is a predicted model, not a curated record. The transcript has a single exon. Gene Ontology annotation, molecular function: G protein-coupled receptor activity. Gene Ontology annotation, biological process: G protein-coupled receptor signaling pathway.
AUGGACUGCGCGGAGGAGCUCAACUUGAACGGCAGCGUGCACAAUCUGGGCGCCAUCGUGGUGCUGGAGGAGCUCGUGAGCGCCGCCAGUCUGCUCUCGCUGCUCCUGAACGCGGCGGCUGUGGCGCUGGUGCUGGCGCGCGCGCGCCCCUACCGCGGGCCGUUCACCGCGCUGCUGUGCAGCCUCGCGCUCUCGGAUGCCCUCACGAGCUCCACGUCGGUGUACGUGAGCGUGCGCACGGCACUGGACCCCGCCAACUCGGUGGUCGCCACGGACGUGCCGCUGCCCCUUUACGCGCUGCUGACCACGGGCGUCCUGUCGGGCACCUACGGCGUGCUGGCCAUCGGCGUGGAGCGCCACCUGGCGGUGCGCGGCGUGUGCAAGCGGCGCGUCCAGCUCAAGAGCAGGGUUCUGAAGGUGUUAGGCCUGUGCUGGACGCUGGCCGUGCUCGUGGGCAGUUUGCCCCUCUUCGGCUGGAACUGCGCGGACGGUGGACUGGCUUCAACGCUGUACGGCCCGCUGUGCAUCAACUACCUGCUCUUUGUGGUGGUCCCCAACACCAUCGUGGUCUUCGCCGUUCUCUCGGUGACCUACGUGGCCGUGAUCGUGAAGCUGAGGGAGCUGAACUCCAGCAGCGCCAGCUGCGCGCGCGCCGAGACGCGCGUGACCAGGACUGCGUGGAUCAUCUGGGGCUUGGCCCUGGUGGCCUACACGCCCUUCCUGGCCGGAGUGCUGUGGGACGCGUCCCACCGCUCGUGCCCCGAAAAGCUCAAGACGAGCGUGAUCGUUUUCAAGAACGUGGCGUACGCCUUCCUCGUGCUCAACUCCAUCGGAAACCCCAUCGUGUACACGUUCAACUGCCCGGACAUGUGGUGCCUGGCGAGAUGGAACCGCUGGGGGAGGAGAAGGAAGAACAGGGUGACCGCGUGUGUCAGCACUGUAACAGAGACGCGCCUGUUUUAGACUGAUAUUGUGGACAAUAAUAGCCUCAUGCAGGCUCUGCACUCUUUCACUGGAAAUGACUUGUUUCUAUAGUCCAUUCCACCAAACUAGUUCAAUCUGCUGACCCACAGUAAAACCAAAUAUGUCAUAGAGUAUUCGGACUAUAGAUGUAUAC